AUGUUUUCAGUAUUUCAACUUUUCAAGGUUGUGAAUAGGGUUAAGCUUCUGGAGCUAGCAUCCGCAGCCAUGAGCAUGCUCAGGCUUCAGAAGCGCUUGGCUUCCAGCGUCCUUCGCUGUGGCAAAAAGAAGGUCUGGUUGGAUCCAAAUGAGACCAAUGAGAUUGCCAACGCAAACUCUCGCCAACAGAUCCGAAAGCUUGUGAAAGAUGGUCUCAUCAUCAGAAAACCAGUGACCGUACAUUCACGGGCGCGAUGCCGCAAGAACACCCUCGCUCGUCGUAAGGGCCGUCACACUGGUUACGGUAAGAGGAAGGGUACAGCUAAUGCCCGUAUGCCAGAGAAGCUGACCUGGAUGCGCCGCAUGAGGAUCCUUCGCCGUCUGCUCCGUCGCUACAGGGAGUCCAAGAAGAUUGACAGGCACAUGUAUCACAGUCUGUACUUGAAAGCCAAAGAUAAGGCUCGCAAGAAGCUCCUCUCUGACCAGGCAGAGGCUCGUCGUACAAAGACAAAGGAAGCUCGCAAACGCAGAGAAGAACGUCUCCAGGCCAAGAAAGAAGAAAUGAUUAAGACCUUGUCCAAGGAGGAAGAGACCACAAAGAAGUGA
Knipowitschia caucasica is the source of this 606-nucleotide messenger RNA. NCBI's taxonomy places the organism in Eukaryota, Metazoa, Chordata, Actinopteri, Gobiiformes, Gobiidae. The record is from the annotation of a GenBank genome assembly.